AUGACCUCUGACGGUGCACCGUUAAGCUGUACGGUCAGGACGUCGGCGAACAUCGCGCUCGUCAAGUAUUGGGGCAAACGCGACUCGGACCUGAUUCUUCCUCUAAACGACUCUGUAUCGCUCAACAUUGAUGCGCUAAAUGCCGACACAACCAUCGUGGCCUCGUCAGAAUUUUUGGCAGAUUCCGUUGAGGUUAAUGGGAAGAAAUAUGAUUGUGGUGAAAACACCCGAUUUUAUCGAGUUUUUCAGGCCGUCAGGAAGCUCCUUGAGUCACGCGAAUCAUCCGCAUCGUCGCGGCUUCAUUUUGAGGUAGUCUCCACUACGAAUUUUCCGGUCGCUUCCGGCCUCGCUUCAAGUGCUGCCGGAUUUGCUGCGAUCGCAUAUGGGAUGAAGACACUUUUCGGGUUCAGCCAGGAUGAAGCUUCGAGAUUGGCUAGAUUAGGCUCCGGCUCGGCGGUUCGCUCACUGGACGGCGGGCUAGUUCGUUGGCGUCGUGGGACUCGAGCUGAUGGUAUUGAUUCUGUGGCUGAGCAACUCUUCCCAGCCAGUCAUUGGCCCUCGUUGAGAGCCCUGAUUUUUGUGGCAAACGAUCAGGAGAAGAAGGACGGCUCGACCAAGGGAAUGCAGAUGACCGUUGAGACGAGCAGCCUACUUCAGGAGCGAGUCGCUGGCGUCGAUGAGGCCAUCAAUAGUCUAACCCAAGCGUUCGCUGCCAAGGAUUUCUCUAAACUUGCCGAGCUGGUGAUGAAAGACAGCGAUAACUUCCACGCGUGUUGUUUGGACACGAAACCCCCGUUGCCGUACCUCAACGACACGUCACGGCUGAUCAUCGACUUGGUGCACCGUUUCAACAGCAGGAAAAGUGAGCCUGGCCAGAAAAACGAGAAGCAACCGGAAGCCCUUGGGGCGGCGUACACCUUCGAUGCGGGCCCGAACGCUUGCAUCUACAUUGAAGAGGCUACCAUGUGCGAGUUCCUGAAGUUCGUAACCAAACAUCUAAGGUUUUCGCCGGGAGCCAAGGCCAAAAUUCAGGAGAUUCUUGGUGAAGACGUUGAGACACUCCUUGACGCGCCCCUCAUCCUCGACCUCAUCUACAGCACCGUGGGCGGCGAGCCGCAAAUCUUGGCGCACCAGAUGUCU
This is a messenger RNA of Mesorhabditis spiculigera, 1140 nucleotides long. The record is from the annotation of a GenBank genome assembly. Lineage: Eukaryota; Metazoa; Nematoda; Chromadorea; Rhabditida; Rhabditidae.